Molecule: messenger RNA, 573 nt
Organism: Catharus ustulatus (Swainson's thrush)
Lineage: Eukaryota; Metazoa; Chordata; Aves; Passeriformes; Turdidae
Product: delta-like protein B
Exons: 3
Biological process (GO): heterophilic cell-cell adhesion; establishment or maintenance of epithelial cell apical/basal polarity
Cellular component (GO): protein-containing complex; plasma membrane
Molecular function (GO): calcium ion binding
Source: RefSeq, a predicted model, not a curated record
CCAGGCGGUCUCUGCCGCGACUCCCACGCCUCCUCCCCUCUCUGCCGCUGCCCCCCGGGAUUCUCGGGCCCCCGCUGCGAGCACAACGCGGACGAUUGCACCCCAAACCCCUGUGCCCAUGGGGGCACCUGCCAGGACGGCCCCAACUCCUUCACCUGCUCCUGCACUUUGGGGUUCGGGGGUCCCCGGUGCCGCCGCCGCGCCGGAGCCUGCGCCCCCAACCCGUGCGGGAACGGCGGCACCUGCUUCACGCACUUCUCGGGCCCGGUGUGCGCCUGUCCCCCCGGAUUUAUGGGGGUCCGCUGCGAGGAGGAGGCGCGGGGGGCUCGGGCGGGACCCCCUCCCCAAAAUGCGGGGGUGCAGCAGCAGCAGCAAUCCCGGCGCGCCCCCGGCCCCGCAGCGCUGUGCGCGCUCCCGCUGCUGCUGCUCGCGCCCGGCGUGGGGCUGGCGGUGGCGUGGAGGAGGAGGAGGGGGGACAGGGCCCCCGCGGACUCGGGCGGGACCCCCGGGCUGAGCCCCCCCGGGCCGGAGCGGCGGCUGCAGAGACCCUCGGCCACGCGGGUGAGAGUGUGA